Gorilla gorilla gorilla (western lowland gorilla) is the source of this 1960-nucleotide messenger RNA. RefSeq names its product peroxisomal biogenesis factor 14 (gene PEX14). Gene Ontology annotation, biological process: protein import into peroxisome matrix, docking. Gene Ontology annotation, cellular component: peroxisomal importomer complex; peroxisomal membrane. Gene Ontology annotation, molecular function: signaling receptor binding. Bases 56 to 1189 code for a protein of 377 amino acids. The record is from RefSeq and is a predicted model, not a curated record. The transcript is spliced from 9 exons. Lineage: Eukaryota; Metazoa; Chordata; Mammalia; Primates; Hominidae.
GGGCGCCUGGGAGAAACCUCGCCCAGCGGCGGUUGAUUAGUCAGGCCUCAGAAAGAUGGCGUCCUCGGAGCAGGCAGAGCAGCCGAGCCAGCCAAGCUCUACUCCAGGAAGUGAAAAUGUGCUGCCUCGAGAGCCGCUGAUUGCCACAGCAGUGAAGUUUCUACAGAAUUCCCGGGUCCGCCAGAGCCCACUUGCAACCAGGAGAGCAUUCCUAAAGAAGAAAGGGCUGACAGAUGAAGAGAUUGAUAUGGCCUUCCAGCAGUCGGGCACUGCUGCCGAUGAGCCUUCGUCCUUGGGCCCAGCCACACAGGUGGUUCCUGUCCAGCCCCCUCACCUCAUAUCUCAGCCAUACAGUCCCGCAGGCUCCCGAUGGCGAGAUUACGGCGCCCUGGCCAUCAUCAUGGCAGGCAUCGCAUUUGGCUUUCACCAGCUCUACAAGAAAUACCUGCUCCCCCUCAUCCUGGGCGGCCGAGAGGACAGAAAGCAGCUGGAGAGGAUGGAGGCCGGUCUCUCUGAGCUGAGUGGCAGCGUGGCCCAGACAGUGACUCAGUUACAGACGACCCUCGCCUCCGUCCAGGAGCUGCUGAUUCAGCAGCAGCAGAAGAUCCAGGAGCUUGCCCACGAGCUGGCCGCUGCCAAGGCCACCACAUCCACCAACUGGAUCCUGGAGUCCCAGAAUAUCAACGAACUCAAGUCCGAAAUUAACUCCUUGAAAGGGCUUCUUUUAAAUCGGAGGCAGUUCCCUCCGUCCCCAUCAGCCCCGAAGAUCCCCUCCUGGCAGAUCCCGGUCAAGUCACCGUCACCCUCCAGCCCCGCGGCUGUGAACCACCACAGCAGCAGCGACAUCUCACCUGUCAGCAACGAGUCCACGUCGUCCUCGCCUGGGAAGGAGGGCCACAGCCCCGAGGGCUCCACGGUCACCUACCACUUGCUGGGCCCCCAGGAGGAAGGCGAGGGGGUGGUGGACGUCAAGGGCCAGGUGCGGAUGGAGGUGCAAGGCGAGGAGGAGAAGAGGGAGGACAAGGAGGACGAGGAGGACGAGGAGGAUGAUGAUGUGAGCCAUGUGGACGAGGAGGACUGCCUGGGGGUGCAGAGGGAGGACCGCCGGGGCGGGGAUGGGCAGAUCAACGAGCAGGUGGAGAAGCUGCGGCGGCCCGAGGGCGCCAGCAACGAGAGUGAGCGGGACUAGGGCUGCGCCUGCUGCCUCCAGCCCUGAGGAUGGCAUCCAGUGUGCCCGUGCGUGGCCACACCCUGCCUCCCUCUCUGGCCCUGGGAGGGCAGCUUGGAGCCCAGGUAGGGGGCAGAGCUGUCCUCAGCUGCACUGCGGCCUGGUGGCAGUGUGGGGAGUCACACUUCUGUCCACCUGGCCUCCUCUUGCCUGGCCGCCAGCCCCAGCCCCAGCCCCAGCCCCAGGCCCAGCUGCCUUUGGCUUUGAUCUCAAGUCAGGCUGAAGGCAGCGAAGCCUCGGGGCCCAAGCCCCUCCCCAGCCCCCUCUCCCGGACAGACGCCUUGCCCAGGGUGUGUUUGCCGAGUGUCUUGACUACCGUGACACCACGCAUGGCCAGAGCUAGCGUCCCUACUGCCUCCCGACUCCUCAGUGGAGGAGGAGCUGCGGUCCCUCUGGUGUCUGCCGUCCCCCUCCCUCCCUGGGCCCGGCCCUGGACCCCUCAGGUGCCUGUCCCCAGCCCCAACCCCACUCGUGCCCUGUCGUCCUCCCAGACAAAUGAAACCACGCUGCGCUUCCGAUGCCCCCGCUUGCCGUGUAAUGGUUCAGCUAAUCCCAUGGCGAGAUGGGGGCUCACUCUGGAGGAGGAGCCAGGCAGCAGGGCCUUCCUGACCAACAGCCAGCUCUGUCCUUCCCCCCAGGAAACACAUGUUCAUUUGUGUGAUCAUGUAUAGACCUCAGAACGGAAGAUAGGACUGUAUAUAAUUGUAAUAAAUACCAGUUGCCACUAUUUAA